Anthonomus grandis grandis is the source of this 2916-nucleotide messenger RNA. RefSeq names its product glucose dehydrogenase [FAD, quinone]. The coding region runs from base 534 to 2399 and encodes 621 amino acids. The record is from RefSeq and is a predicted model, not a curated record. The transcript has 12 exons. Gene Ontology annotation, molecular function: oxidoreductase activity, acting on CH-OH group of donors; flavin adenine dinucleotide binding. NCBI's taxonomy places the organism in Eukaryota, Metazoa, Arthropoda, Insecta, Coleoptera, Curculionidae.
CCCCCACUCGGAGGACCAACUCUCCAGAUCGUGGUGUCGCGAAGAAUCGAAGAAAGAACCACCCAAAAUCAGUCUUUACCGACGUCUUCUACUUUUACUUUCGUUCUAUAUGCACGGGUUGAUCCAAUUUUUAUGGUGAAGUGUUUUUUUUUUUCUAUGAAAAAAGCAGUUGCCUUCAAUCCGAGUUUUUCUUUAAAUUGAAGUGUUGGUUUAGUGAUUUUUUAGAAAAAAGUUUCAAAGAAUCUGUAUAGGAUGAACCUUCCACUGACCCACAGGUGACAUAGAGAUGUCUCAAAACACCAACCACUACUGGCAAAAUAAGAAGACCUACAAGUUUCGUUGGCUAAAAAUGAAAAUUCGCCCACCAGAUUAACCAGGGGAGAGUUUUAGAUUAUUUAGCUACCAGUUAUUAAAAUCUAGUCCAAUAAAUCUUUAUUAGAUAACUGUGAUAAUAGCCCAUUUAGAAUUAUAGACCAAUAUUGUAAGAAUAACUUAAAAGAUAUAUAAAGAUAAACUUUAAGGAGAUAUUUAACAUGGCUGUAGUACCAAUUUUGGCAGCCACAGCUGUAAAAACCGUAGGGUUAGUCGGAUCAACGCUAUGGCUCAUUCCUCUGAUACUUGCCAGCCUUACUUUCCUACAUUACAAUAAGCUUGAUCCUGAAUCUCCAGUUUACGACCAAACAACCUUGUACAAAGAAUAUGAUUUUGUUGUAAUUGGCGGAGGAUCUGCUGGAGCAGUUGUAGCAUCAAGGCUCUCAGAGAUCCCAGACUGGAAAGUGCUACUUUUGGAAGCAGGUCCAGACGAAAACGAAAUAUCGGAUGUACCAUCUCUAGCCGCCUACCUGCAAUUAUCCAAGCUGGAUUGGGCUUAUAAAGUGGAGCGCACUGGAAGAGCUUGCCUAGGUAUGAAAAAUGGACAAUGUAACUGGCCCAGAGGCAAGGUUCUUGGUGGAUCCAGCGUUCUAAACUAUAUGUUGUACGUAAGAGGACAUAGAAACGACUAUGAUCAUUGGGAAAAACUUGGAAAUCCUGGCUGGAACUAUCAAGAAGCACUAAAAUACUUCAUUAAAUCUGAAGAUAAUAGAAAUCCAUAUUUGGCAAAAACACCCUACCACGGUAAGGGUGGUCUACUAACUGUGCAAGAGUCACCCUGGAAAAGUCCUUUAGUGGUUGCUUUUGUAGAAGCAGGAAUGGAAUUGGGUUAUCCAAAUAGAGAUAUUAAUGGUGCUGACCAAGCAGGGUUUAUGAUAGCUCAAGGAACAAUUAGAAGAGGAAAACGCUGUUCUACAGCUAAAGCCUUUCUGCGACCAGUCAAACUCAGAAAAAACAUACACAUCGGACUUAAUGCCCAUGUAACUAAAAUCCUAAUAAACCCUACUAAUAUGAGAGCCUUUGGAGUAGAGUUUUUUAAGAAUGGUCACCGACACGUGGUAAUGGCAAAAAAAGAAGUAAUUUUGUCAGCUGGUGCCAUAAAUUCUCCACAGAUUUUAAUGCUGUCAGGUGUCGGGCCACGACAAGAACUAAAAAAGCACAAUAUUCCAGUGCUUAGAGAUCUGCCAGUUGGCUACAAUUUGCAGGAUCAUGUUGGAAUGGGAGGAUUAACAUUUAGAAUUGACAAGCCAGUAUCAAUAGUUCAAGAUAGGUUCCAAGCGAUUCCAAUGACGAUGCAAUAUGUCCUAAAUGAACAAGGACCAAUGACUACUUUGGGAGGAGUAGAAGGACUGGCUUUUGUUAAUACAAAAUAUGCAAACAGAUCAUGGCCUGACAUCCAAUUUCACAUGGCCCCGGCUAGCAUAAACUCUGACGCAGGCGCGAGAGUACGUAAGGUACUCGGUCUAACCGAUGAACUCUACGACGCUGUCUACAAACCGAUAGCCAAUCAAGACGUCUACACUUUGAUGCCUUUACUGCUGCGUCCUAGAAGCAGAGGUUGGGUGAAACUACGAAACAAAAAUCCGUUUGAGGCACCUCUCAUUAACGCAAAUUAUUUUUACGAUAAUUUCGAUAUUAAAACAUUAGUAGAAGGCGCUAAAAUUGCCAUAAGGAUCAGCGAAGCAAAAGCUUUUAAAAAGUUUGGCAGCAGAGUUCAUGUCAUUCCAUUUCCGAAUUGUAAACAGUUUGAGUUCGGUUCCGAUCAAUAUUGGGAGUGUCAUAUUAGGACCAUAUCGAUGACUAUUUACCAUCCGGUUGGUACUUGUAAAAUGGGUCCGAAAUGGGAUAGUGAAGCAGUGGUCGAUCCAAGAUUAAGGGUGUACGGUAUAUCUGGGUUAAGGGUUAUAGAUGCCAGUAUUAUGCCAACCAUUCCAAGUGGCAAUACCAAUGCUCCAGCCAUUAUGGUUGGGGAAAAGGGAGCAGACUUGGUUAAGGAAGACUGGCUACAGAAUUACGUUUCAAAUUAAGAAUAAAUUUUAAAAACAUUGUUAGUCAUCAAUGUUAAAGGCUAUUCAUAAAAUUAUUUUAAAGCUAAAACGACAUACAAUCCAGAAAUGGGAUGAUGAAGUAGUGAAGAUUGAUAUAUCUAAAUAAUAUGCUUCAUCUUAGAUUAAAAAAAUUUGAUUUGCUUACUUAGAUCUAUAUGGCAGUUUCAAAUUAUUGUAAAAAGUGCCAUAGACACGUAUCGUUAAAAGUAUUAAGUUUUAGGUUAAUCUGGCUGGGCAUAAAUGCAAUAAAUAUUUUUUUAAGUAUCUAAAAUAUUAUAAAUGGUCUGUAAAUACGAUGUGCUCUCAUGAACAAAUUUUUUUUAUAGACUUCUCUGUGUAUAAAUUUAGAUUUAUAAUUGUUAUAUUAGCCUUCGCAGUUAAGUUCUGUUUCAACGGAGUUUAUAUGUAGUUUCCAUUCAUUACGCUGGAUUUCAGUUUGUGAACAAUAAACUUAUUCAACUCAAUUGCUGACAUCAUUUAUAAAUAUAAUUUUAGU